ACCAGAUUAGUAAAGGUACAUCAAAAUUUGGGAUCGAGAAUAUUAGUGCUUUCCCACUUCGAGGGUAUCAUAUAGAGAAAAAAUCAUAUAUACGUGUUAUUACUUGGAAUCAAUUUGACUGGUAUAAUGCGUUAAAGGCAGUUCGUGAAGUCGAUAUCUGUACAGCUUCUGAUGAUCUAACCCCAAUAUAUUAUUACCGCAAAGUAGCCUGUGAAAAAAGAUUACCUCUUUCAAGUUGGGCAACGUUAAGUAAUUAUUUCCACGAAUAUAUUCAAGGAGGGUUUAAUGACUCUCAAUAUGACUGGCCAUUUAUUAUGGAGAAGGCCAAGAAGUUAGGAGUUCUUGAAUUGAUGUUCAACCAUAUGUCUAUCAAACCUAUGAGUCUGGAAAAAAUUACAAAAUGGCAAUAUCAAUGUAAUAUGAUAAAAGUAAAUAAUGGGAACUUCUAUUCGAGGCAUCUUAAAACUCCCAGAUGUGUGGCUAUUAAUGUCCAACUCUGUUUUAAGAAAUUCUACCCUAAAGCCGAAAAAAAAACUAAUGCCACAAUGACUGAGCAGAUGCGUGAAGUAGCCAAAUAUUGUAUCAUUGAUGCUCUUAGUUGCCAGCGGUUAAUGAUUAAGCACAAUGUAAUUAAUGGGUACAGAGAGGUUGCGAGUAUAGCAUUUAUAUCAUUAUUCGAUACGCAUUAUUUUGCAAUAGGAAUGAAAGGGCUUAAAAAUAAACAUCCUGUAACCGGCUUAGACUUUGCAUCAUUAUAUCUGAGUCUUAUUAUGACUUACAACCUCUCACCUGAUAAAAUUAUUUUAUCUCGAAAACAUGCUGAGUCUUUGGGAGAUAAACAUAAUAAUAUUCCUGAAGAAAAAGGUCUCUAUGCCAAAAUAUUGGAAUAUUUAUCUAGCAAAUGGAAUGAAAUAAAGAAACGCCUUGCCCCUUUGAAGAAAGAAAGGAAGACAUGGAACUGGUGA
Molecule: messenger RNA, 965 nt
Organism: Funneliformis geosporum
Lineage: Eukaryota; Fungi; Glomeromycota; Glomeromycetes; Glomerales; Glomeraceae
Source: the annotation of a GenBank genome assembly